UAUAUGUGAUGUGCUAUAACCCUGAUGUUUGAUAAUGGGACUACAGAUAAAAUUUAGUUUUAAGCUUACUCUGGUGCAAUGCAGCAAAUGGUAGCACUUAAGUUUAUUAUUGUACGUGGUCCUUUUGCCUUUUAAAAUGUAAUCAAUUUAAUGAAAUCAAAGCAAAUCAUGCGGUUUUGUAAGUGCUGUGAGUUAUACCGCCAGUGUCCGCCAGGCGGCAGCACGUAGAAACUGACGAUGCUGUACUAGUCAACUGCUUCCGGUGCGUGCCUCAGCGCUGGUGUAAACAAAUAAUAUGAGCAUGGAGUUAGCGUUUGUUUUGUAACUUCGUCUUACUUGAGGUACUCCGUGGCUGUACACAAGUCUUUACACUGUUCCAGUCUUUAUUCCGAAACACCUUCUAUCAAUCUCCAUUCGGCCAUGUUUGCCCUCCGGACAGCCGCUCUCAGCUGCAGAGCUCUGACCGCACUGCACUGCCUGCCCUCCGGCUACAUUGCAUCCAGAAUGGCUGCUUCAUACAUCCAGGGCCAGAGCCCAGAACCACGUAUCCGGGAGUACUUUUACUUCAUCGACCAUCAAGGACAGCUUUUCCUCGAUGACACCAAAGUGAAGAACUUCGUCACCUGCUUCAAAGAUAAGCAGUUCCUGGUCUUCUUCUUCAGUCGACUGAGAUCAAAUCAGAGCGGUCGUUAUGAGGAAGACUUCCCCUUCUUGUCUCUAUGUGGCAGGGAGAGAAAUUUUGUGCGCUGUGACGACCGUCCUAUUGUUUUCACCCACCUACUACAGAGUCCAGAUCAGGAGCUGCUCUCAUAUUGUGGCGGGGCAGAGAAGCUGACUGCCCCAUUUCGCCCAGAGGCUCUCUUCAUGCAUCCUUUCACCGGACGAGUUUACCACCCCUGCUCAGAGCGUGGAGGAGGGGUCGGUCUGGUCAGGUCGGCACUGGCCAUCGAACUCAGUCCGUUUUUUGUUUAUGAUUCGGAGCAGGGCCAAUCAGGAGAGCCCACACACUUUCUCUGGGGAGGACAGAAGCACAAACUGAGCAAUGAGCUCGCAGGACUUUUACCCACCACGGAGGAAGGGAGCGGUCAGCAGGGAGAGCUGGGAUAAUGACUUAAAGGUGCAGUGUGUAAAACUGAAUAUCAACAUCUAGAAGUGGGUUCUAGAUUGCAUUUCUCUGCUGGAAACUGUGGCAACCAGUUGAAUUUAAUGUGUAUC
Messenger RNA from Cheilinus undulatus (humphead wrasse), 1215 nucleotides. RefSeq names its product chromosome 7 C8orf82 homolog (gene c7h8orf82). Bases 421 to 1107 code for a protein of 228 amino acids. The record is from RefSeq and is a predicted model, not a curated record. The transcript is spliced from 3 exons. Lineage: Eukaryota; Metazoa; Chordata; Actinopteri; Labriformes; Labridae.